AUGUCAGGCACAAACCCCGAGAAGCCUCCCAUCCAGCCGGAGCAGCAGCUCUACCCCCAAUCUAUCGCCGACGAUUCCCAUCACCAGCAGCAGCAACAGCAGCAGCAGCAGCAGCAGCCGCCUCAAUACACCUCGGGCGCGACGCAGUACAACCCCGACCAGAAGAGCGAGCUUCCUGGCGACCACGUCGGCCAGGGCCAGCCUCAGUACUUCCCCCCUCCGCCGCCCGGCCCGCCGCCCGCGAACCAGCCGCAGUUCACACACGCUCCCCAACCACAGCAGCACUCUCAAACCCCGCUCGCCCAAUAUGCUACCGGCCAGCAGCACGCCGAUGCCGCCGCCGCCGCCGCCGCCGCUCCCGGCUACAACCCCGCCGACCACGGCGCCGGCCACCACUACGCCGCACACUUCGACGGCCCUCCCGGCAGCGCCGCACCGGCCCACACCCAAAGCGGCCCCUACACGGACCCCGCGGCGGCCCACGCGGCUUACAUCGCCGACCCCCACAAGGAGAAGAAGGGCUGGGGCGAGCGCCUCUCCCAGAUUGGCAUGAAGGCCGCCGUCCCCAUCAACGCGCUGGCCAACAAGAUGGGCUCCCAGAGCUUCCUGCCCACCACCAUGGACAAGGAGUGCGAGAAGGCCGCCAAGAUCCUCAGGAGCUUCUGCAAGGAGGGAAUCACAUCCGACGUGCCCGCGCAGGCGCAGUCCACGACGACGUCGCCGACGGCAACCAAGGACAAGGCCCGCAAGGAGCACAAGGCCAUCGUCAAGAUCCCCUCCAAGGUCAUCAACAAGGCCGUCGGCCUCGCCAUCUUCACCACCGCCCGCGCCGGCUUCAACUUCUCCGGCGCCACCGGCUCCGGCGUGCUCGUCUCCCGCCUCCCCGACGGCUCCUGGAGCCCGCCCUCGGGCAUCCAGGUUCACGCCCUCGGCGCCGGCUUCAUGAUCGGCAUCGACAUCUACGACUGCGUCUGCGUCAUCAACAGCCGCGACGCCCUCAACGCCUUCACCGGCACCCGCGUCUCCCUCGGCCCCGACGUCGCCGUCGUCGCCGGCCCGUACGGCGCCGGCGGCGUGCUGGACGUCGGCGCCUCGUUCGGCGGGAAGCACGCCGAGGACAAGAAGACGGCGGACGCCGCCGAGCAGGCGGACGCGAAGCCCUCCGCCGCCGCCGCCGACGACGACGGCAAGCUGAGGCCCGGCGAGAAACAGAAGCGCAGGAGCAGCAGCUCCUCCAUCAAGCCCGUCUUCUCCUACGUCAAGUCCCGCGGCUUCUACGCCGGCAUCCAGGUCGACGGCACCGUCGUCACCGAGAGGAAGGACGCCAACGCCGCCUUUUACGGCCAAAAGGUCACCGUCGACCAGAUCAUCAAGGGCCAGGUCCCCCCCCAGGGCCCCGCCGGCAUGUGGCCCAUGGGCGCGCAGGCCCUCUUCGACGCCCUCCGCACCGCCGAGCAGCAGAAGCCCCUUCCAGAGGUCCACCUCCCCCAGGCGACGCCCGGCCAGGCCCCUCCUCAGGGUUCUAUCCCUCAACAGCAGCAACAGUACGGCGGAGGCAGACCCGAGGGAACCGGCAUCCCGGCCUAUGGCCAGCCUCAAUACACCCACUCGGAGGGCGGCGGCCCCUUGGGGUCACACCCACCCGGCCAGGGUCCCACCGCCUCGAGCGCUCUGAAUCGCGAAGAGCAGCUCCCCGGUUACGUCGAGGACGGCGUGGCGCGCCCAGACGUGGGCGACCACAAAACUCAAUACCAGUAG
This is a messenger RNA of Colletotrichum navitas, 1758 nucleotides long. RefSeq lists its product as uncharacterized. Gene Ontology annotation, cellular component: ruffle membrane. Gene Ontology annotation, molecular function: phosphatidylinositol binding. Bases 1 to 1758 code for a protein of 585 amino acids. Gene Ontology annotation, biological process: regulation of ruffle assembly. NCBI's taxonomy places the organism in Eukaryota, Fungi, Ascomycota, Sordariomycetes, Glomerellales, Glomerellaceae. The record is from RefSeq and is a predicted model, not a curated record. The transcript is spliced from 2 exons.